CCUUCUCGCUGUGUACACGCAACGACAUCAUCGCACUCUCUGUCCGCGAUCACGGGGACGAGAAGUUUGACCCCGUUAAGUCGGUUUCGCGUCUCUGACACCUGUUGACUGUACAGUUGUAAUUCGCGACCGCGGCGUGUACCAUAUUCGGUAGGCAUAAUUACAUCCACUCAUUACGCGUAUGCAUUUGUAUUCUACAUAGAGCAUAUGUGGCGGUAUAAAUGAAAACGUCGGUUCAUCGCUGAAUAAUUGUCAACAAAACAAAUUGUACAACAAUAUCAUAGUAUUUUCGCGACGAGGAUGACGACCGUAUCGGCGGCAUGUGCGUAGUACCGGAUCGAGUGUAUUAUUGGCAAUCGCGGUGCCGCGUAAAUUAUUUUUCCACAACCACUCGCACGCCGCGAUAAUUGAUUGAUAAUAAUAUAUAAUAAUUGAAUUCGAAUUUUGUACAUCAUCCCUGGCGAUCACGUACCAUACGACAUCAGUUCGUAACGAAAAACGAGUCGAUUCGCAGCUCCGUCAUCAAACAUACGAAUAAGGUUUUCCACGCCACUAAAAUAUUACAAUCUAAUACCUAAGAUACGCGUCGUCGGUCCGGCCCAGUGCGAUUCGGUGCGGAAUAGUCGAAAACGCGAAAGGGUCUCGUGGUGGGCUCAUCAAUUUUCGGUCACCUCAACCUCGGUGCAUAAUAUUGUUAUUGUACACAUUAGCCGAGUAUAAGCAGCAACGGGCCGCAAUGCCUCGAGACGGGGCCAAAGGCAAACAUCAAUUUAAACGGCGGUUCAGCCUACAGCCGUCGUCGUUCUUCCGCGAUGAUUCACUGUCGUCAAGCCACUCGAUCGCUAGCGGCAGCGUUGAGGGCGGUCACCACCAUCACGACCAGCUGCAACCACCGUCGUCGUCGUCCGACCCGGCUGACGUGACGCGGCACAAGAUCGUGGUGAUGGGCGCGGCGCGGGUGGGAAAGUCGUCGCUGAUCACGCAGUUCCUGUACCGGAAGUUCUCGUCCAAGUAUAAGCGGACCGUGGAGGAGAUGCACCACGGCCAGUUCACGGUGGACGGAGUGAAAAUCGACCUGGACAUACUGGACACUUCCGGUGCGUACGAGUUUCCGGCCAUGCGCGCCCUGUCCAUAUCGUCAGCGGACGCUUUCGUGCUGGUCUACUCCGUCACCGAUCCCGAUUCGUUCCAGCAGGCGGCCGCCAUCAGGGACCAGAUCAUCGAGACCAAGCACACGGCUGACGUGCCGAUCGUGGUGGUCGGCAACAAGCUCGACUUGGCCAAUUCCGACCGAAAGGUGCCGUACGAGGAGACGUCGUGCCUGGUGGAAGUGGACUGGGAAAACGGUUUCGUGGAGACGUCCGCAAAGGACAACAUAAACGUGGGCGAAGUGUUCAAGGAAUUAUUGAACCAGGCGAAGAUCAAGUACGACCUGGGCCCGUCGUUGCGGCGGAACUCGGCGCGAAGACAGUCGUUGCCGUCCGGCGGCGGUUCGGGCCAGGGGUCGAUGGUGCCCACGCCGGCGCAACUUGCGCACCUCCAGAAAAAGGCGAGCGGCAAAGACGACAGCGGUGGCGGCGGUGGAGGUGGAGGUGGUGGCGGGAGAUCGAAGCGCAACUCGUGUUCGAUAUCAUAAGAAACGAAAAUAUUGAAAAAUAAAAACACAACAUCAAACGAAAAACAAUAAUAACUACCACUAUCUACUACUGUUGUACAGGGUGUGUGUAGGAAUGUCAUAAUAAUUAUAUUCGCAUAUUAUGCCUAACUACGACUGCAUUGUACAAUAGGUAUACUCAAAUACCACCGUUAAAUACAUAAUUAUAUAUC
Molecule: messenger RNA, 1827 nt
Organism: Metopolophium dirhodum (rose-grain aphid)
Lineage: Eukaryota; Metazoa; Arthropoda; Insecta; Hemiptera; Aphididae
Product: ras-related protein Rap-2b-like
Exons: 4
Coding region: 737-1636 (299 amino acids)
Molecular function (GO): GTP binding; GTPase activity
Source: RefSeq, a predicted model, not a curated record